This is a messenger RNA of Toxoplasma gondii ME49, 6957 nucleotides long. RefSeq lists its product as hypothetical. The transcript has a single exon. Lineage: Eukaryota; Apicomplexa; Conoidasida; Eucoccidiorida; Sarcocystidae. The coding region runs from base 1 to 6957 and encodes 2318 amino acids. The record is from RefSeq and is a predicted model, not a curated record.
AUGGGGUUCUUUGCUGCAGCCGGAGAGCGUCCUCACAACGUGAAACUGGGCAGCGAAGUGAGAGGAUCUACCUGUCUUUCCUCAUCGUGUAUUUCUGACAUCUUUGUUCCAGGUCUUUGCCCUUCUUCGGGCGACUCGGACUGUUUUUCGCCUCUGCUGGCCUCUCCGGCUUCGACGGCUGCCGCCUCCCUGUGUCUUUCUCCUGGGAAGAACGAAAGAGUUCUUGGCAAAGGCAACACCGCACACAACGAGAAAGGCGAGAGAGAACACUGCGCAGAAGAGACGCCUGCUCGGCACACCCUCCACGAAAUCCCAAUUCUGACACCCACCAGACAUCAGGACUCCUCGUGUCUCCUCUUUAUCGACGCACCGUCUCCUUCGAGGGUGUCUCUCCUCCGAGCCCCCACUGGUUCAGAGCAGUCUGUUCUGUACCCAAACGAACCCCCAUAUAGGCCAUCCACUGUUCGGUCGCUUUCUUUCUGCGAGUGUGUCUCCCCUUUGACUUUGCCGCCUUCUUCCCCUUCGUCUCACUGCGACGCCGAGGAGAAACUUCUAGCUCAGAAGGGCCAAGUGUCUCCUUCUGGGGACUCCACAGGUGCAUGCAGUCCGGCUUCGCUCAGCAGUGCUUCGCGCCCCGUCUCUCCCGGUUCUGCGUCUCCGCGUUUUCCGCAAACUCGCCUCCGGAUCGAGAAGAAAAGCGAAGAGCUAGGCCUCGAGAAACAACGUCCUUCUCCGUCAAAUUCUUCCCCUGAACAUGGAGGAGAGAACAAGACGAACAGUUGCCGCCCGAAUGGGAGGAACUCGUGUCAGCCCCAGAACUCCAGAGAGGCAGAAGUUCUGGAAUGCGGCGAAGAGUGGCGAAAGAACUUUUUCGAGUCCAGGAAUCGAAGCGAGUCCAGAGAGUACCUUUCAGACUCCUUGUUAUCUCCGCAGCCUUCCUCUCCUUUUGCCGCUUCCGAAACAACCUGUGCAGGUCCACGCGACUCGGGCAGCGUUUCGUCUUUGCUUCAUUCUGCUUCGAUCUCACAAACAGUGAAAACCUGUCCCGAGGCGGUUACAUCGGCAGCGAGUUCCCUUUCUUCGGCGUCAACCCAGCCGCCAACGCGAGGCUCUCGUUCUCCUCCUUCCUUUUCUCGGCCCUCUUUGUAUCCUCAGUCCUCCUCUCGCGCGUCGUUCGGAUCUGCUCCGUCACCGCUCUGUCUUCCACAUCCCACCAAGGGUGAUCCUGGCACGCCUCGACGCGAGAGAGAAGAGAAACGGCGAAAUCUCCUCCAGGAUCCACUGCCUGGGAUGUCACCUCCCUCCUUUCCUCGCAUCGUCUUUGGCCACCUACGAGCAGCUCAAGGUAGCCACGAAGGAAAGCUCGGUCUUUCUUCUGCUGCUUUCCCUGAGUCAUGCCCUUCAACAGUGUCGGCCCCCUUUAACUCUUUCGCGCCCUCGAGAUCUGCCCAGUCUUCCUCUCUCCCGGUCUCUUCCACGGUCUCUGCGGGAGGUCGAAGCCCCCCGAAGGCCAAGCCGGAUGCGCGACAGGGACAGGAGACUCAAAAACCUGGUGGAACUUCCCAACAUCGACCAGCCCAAGAAGGCCGACAAGAUUCAGGGAAAGAACAAGACUCUCGAGACUCGCAACCACUGUGCCCGAGAGAACUGCACUCACCUCCCCUUCCACCUCCCAAUCAUUCCCCAUCCUCGUCGCAAUCCUCCUCGGGUGCCGCGGUUCCUUCUUCGCGAGUGUCACUUCAUUACUCUCCUCUCCCAGUUCCAUCGUAUUCCCUUUCAGUUCCUUCCUCUUCUCUUUCGAUUCCAUCGUCUUCUCUCUCUACACAUUGGACACAAGAGAGUCGCCGCCUGAUCACGGAGCUGAGUCACCGGCAGGUGCACUCUCAGAGUUCGUCUCUCUCGGCGUUGCUGAGCUCGGCACCUGCGUUGUCUUUGUUUUUUUCGACGCCGCCGGAAGCCCCCUCUCUCUCCUCCACUCCCGCCUCCUCCUUUCCCUCACUCAAUGUUCCCUGUCACUUGCCGCCUCUGUCUCCAGAGCGAACAACAUGCCUCAAUGGAGAAGCCAGCGACUUCAGGUCUUCUGCAAAAGCUUUCGCUCCCUCUGCUCUGCAUGCAGAGGCUUUCAGGAUGCUUUCACCCCCCCCGCAGACCGGGCAGCUGCGCAGGUACCCAGAAACUUUGUCUGUGUGUUCGUUGUCUUCUCUCACUUCGUCUCUCUCUGCUGCAAGUUCCUCAGCCUUUUCUGCUUCCGCGGUCGCUGCAUCUGUCGCUUCCCCCUCUUCGUCGUCUAGAAACUCCGCCCAGCUGGCCGUUCGCGGUGCACACAUCGCUGCGCCUUCUUCUUCUUCAACUCAGCACGACGCCGACUGCCCGCAGUUAACAGACUUGGGGAGGUCUGAGGCGAAGGCUGAAAACGAGAAGGAAAAGGCUGGCUUCGCCGCCAGAAGCGAUCUCGCCGAGAGAGCAGGAGCUAUGAGAAGGGCCGAGACAAUCCAGACGAAUGAAACGCAGUGGCUUUCGGAGAUCUCCAGCUUUUCAGGAAAAAUGCUUGCGUCGUCGGCACAAGAGCCGCGAGAAGAAGCAAGCAUGAGAGAAAGGCAAGAGCGGAUCGUCAAAGACCGUGACAGAAUCGAGGAACAAGGUCGUAACAAAGGCGACGCUGCCAGUUCCCUGUGCACCUCGAUCCGUGGGUUCGACGAAUCCUGUAAGGUGGAGACCGAAGAAAAAAAAAGCCUCUCUCGAGCCGCAUCGGUCUCUAGCCAGAACGGCUAUCCCCAUAUCCACCAGCCUCCAUCACUCCCUUGUGUUUCCUCGUUUUCUGCAUCCUUUUCUUCACUUCCUUUGUCUCCUCCAUUUGUGUCUCUCCGUCACGAGGGAGAAGCGGACCGACGUGUACAGGGGUCGAGCGAAGAGCAACGGAGCUACUCGAAAGAAGGCGCGAGGAAGCGGGAGAGACCUCUGGAGGGAGAAGGAAAACGCAUCCUGCUCUCGCGUCCGGAGCACGGCGUUCCCCCGGCGCUUCCCUGUGCAGAGGAAACUGGAGAAAGUUGCUGCUUCUCCGGUUGCGGUGGUCGCGGUUUGUGUCUUCCCUCUUCUGCAGAUGAAGCGAGGGAGACAGAGACGCGAUGGCGGUGCCGGGAGGCGAGAACGCGAGCAGGCAAUACGCUCGUUGGAGAACAGCGGGAGAGACAAGCGACCUGUGAGCCUGAGCAGGAGCGCGGAGAGUGGCGAGAGGAACAGUGUAGAAGGGAUGCAAGGCAGGACAGGAGAGAACAGAAGAACGCGUGCCAGCGGAGAGUACUUGAGGAGAGCCAUGACGGCGACAAGGGGAUAGGAGAGAGGGAAGGAGAGACACACAGUGAAGAUGAGACUGCGGAAGGAAAUCACAGAGACACAGAGGAUGCAGAGGAACAUGGACGGGGAAUGUUGUUGAGGAAGAGCGGAGACAACUGCGAGCGCGUGGUUGGAGAGACGGACCAGAGAUCCGAGUUUCAUGUCUGUAGAGAGGAAGACGAAAGACGAAAGAACAAUUAUAAACGGAGGAAAGUGACGUCAGACGAGAGCGACGGCGCGAUCCUGGAGGAAAAGACGGCUCUCCAGAAUUACCAGCCGCUUCUUCUCUUUCUCCUUCAACAGGCUCAGAGAGAGUUGAAUCUGCAACAAGAAAAAGUCAACCUCCAGUCUGUUUCCGGUGUCUCCAACCACCGAAGUGAAGAUGAACGAACAAGAAGGUCUGAUGACAGGACCGCCUCCGGCUUGUCCAUUCCUUUCUCCCUCACACUUGUUCCUUCGUCUCUGCCUUCUUCUCUGCCUUCUUCUCUGCCUUCUCUUUCGUCUUCUCUCUCUGCUUCGCGUGGUGUCUCUGUUCCUUCUUCUCUCACCUCCUCUCUGGCGUCCUCGUUUUCUUCGUCUCUCAAGGCAUCUCGGGGUCCGCCCCUUCUUCCCGUUCUCCCUGCCUCCUCUCUUCUAUCUUCUUCGUUUCUUCCUUCCUCACUUUUCACUUCUUCGCUUUUGCCGUCAGUCGGAACGGUGCCUGCGAGCGCAACUUCCUUUGGCAAAAAAGAGGAACUGCAGAGACAUGCAGAAACGCCGUCGCGCCUCUUUCAUUUCUCUGAAAUACGAGCCCCCUCGAUUCCCUCUGCUCCCCCUUCGUCCGGUGUUUCGCAUUCCUUUUUGACGGCGCUCCCUUCGCCUCCGAUCUCUUCCUCAUCUUCAUUCUCUUCUGAUUCCUCGCCUCCUCUCCAGGCGCCUCCGUUAUUCUCGCGCCUCACCAGCUUUUCCUCUCUUCCCUCUUCUAUACCUUUUCUUUCGCCUUUCACCUCUCCCUACUCCGGUGUCUCGCAAAAACCUCAGUCUCCCCAGCCUUACUCCUACCAUACUUCUGCCUCCCCUGCCGUGCAUGCAUCGUCCCUGAUUUCCCCCCAUGCGAUCACGCCUUCGCCUUCUUCACUUUCUUCUUCUCUUGCUUCUUCUUUUCCUUUUUCUGUUGCCUCUUCUCUUUCUUCUUCUCUUCCUUCUUCGUUUUCUUCUCCUCUGCCUUCUCCUCUUCCUUCUCUCGCUUCAGGUUUCCAGUACUCUGCCGGCUUUCCUUUUGAUUCGUCCUCCUCCGCUCUUUCUUCUCGUUCGUCUCCAUUCUCGUCUUUGCUCUCUCCCGAUGUGUACUUUCAAUUACUGCUUGAAAGUGAAUCCGGCAAAUGUUCGAUGCAUGCAGGGUCUCAUGUUCGAGAGUCCCGAAGAAGAGAGGAAAUGCAGAAUCUUAGAAAGGUUGAGAUGCCUCAGAACAACAUCGUGGGUAGCAGCUGUGGUCUGUCCUCCAGCCGUUCGCUCCUUGCUUCUUGCUCCUCUACUUCCGUUCUCUCUCCAGGCUACUCCGGUGUUUCUCAAAAUCCUUCUUACAGUCGUUCUUCUUCUCUCGCGGUUUCCGGAGUUCCUGCCUCGCCCCAAGGCCCAGCCUUUCCUCCUACAGCUUGUUCGUCAUCCUUGUCUUCAUCUUCUUCCCUCUCCGCAGAAGGCUUUUCCUCCCUCCUCUCAGAUUCUUCGUCGGGCGCCUGUUCUCUGUAUUCACCGUCACCUGCUUCUUGUUCCUCUUCUUCUAGCUCUACUGCUUUCUCUCUUUCUUCUUCUUCCUUUUCUUCCUUUUCUUCCUUUUCUUCUUUCUCGUCUUCCUCCGUUUGUGCCUCCAGUGCCUCCUCUCAGCCUGAUUCGUCGACCUCUGCAUCCUCUUCCCGUGUCUAUUCUUCGACUCUCUCGCCGCCGUUUUCAUCCGCGCUCCCACAGUUAUCUCGCUCUGUUUUGCUCUCUUCUUGUGCGUUCCUUUCUCCACGAGAAUCUGGACUGGAGACCAGCGUGGAUAUUCGACCUCUCGCUGCCCCAGCAGAGACCCUACUGCAUGCGAAGAAGAGAAAAAGGAGAAGAGAAAACUCUGCAAAUGCGUUCCGAGCUUCCAGCGCGCGGAGUGAGGACGCAGCGAAGAGAGAGAAGCACGGAGGUGCCGAGACACCCGCGGAGACAGGAGUGUCUUCGGCGUUCUCCCCAACCGCUGUCUCUCCUCCUCAUCGCCGGACGCUUGCAGACUCGCCGGCGUUCGAAGACGAUUCCAGUCGUCCACCGGCGAAGGUUUCUUCUCCCGCUUCUCGCUCUUGUUCUUCGUCUUCUGUCCUUCCCUCAUCCCUGUCUCCAUCUGCGUCUCUGGGUCGGAGUACAAACGGUUCCUCCGGCUGUUUGAGUUCUGGAAAUCUGCCCUCAGUCGCAAGCGGCAUGCCUCCCGUGGGCUUCCCCCCUGCUCCUCCUCUGUUUCCUGUCUCUUCCUCUCACCCUUCUCUGUCUUCUUCUCAGCUCUCUGAUGCUUCCCUUCUGUCUUUCCAGAGAAAGCUUUCCAAUCAGUGUGAACCGGCCGCUCCUCACGCUUCUCACCCAGCGUCUCUUCCUCCGUGCUCUGCCCAUACGACCUCGUUGCCUUCCAGUUUCUCUCCCUCAGUUUCCACAUCUGUCUUCUCACACCUGCGUUCUUCUGCCUCGGCGUCUGCGUCGUCGCUUGGAAUUCUCCCGCAACCGCACGGUUUCUCCGCGUCUUCACAGACAGAGGCGUCCUCUCUUUCCCUCUCUGUCGAACCACAGAUCAAGUUCUCGUCUUCUCACGAUGUCGCCAGCCUCCCCUCUCGCGCACCGUGCCUCAGUUCUUCGUCAGUGGAAGCUUCUUCUUCCUCCUCCUCUCUCGCCUCUUCGCCUGUCUCUUCGAGAACGUCGCGCUCUUCUGUUCGACUUCACACAGUCGCGCAGGAGUCCGUGGCUUCUUCUUUGUCUGGGGCGCCGCGAGAGUGGGGUGACGCAGUGGAGAAGCCGAACGACGGCCGAGCCCAAGAGGCGAUUUCUCUCUCCUUGUCUGGGGAGUUCGUCGAGGACGUCUCCACGGCUUCGUCGAUGUACUACCUUUCUUCUCUUGCGCCUUCCUCUCUGCAGAAAAAGCCAGCCGUUUCCUCACCGCCUCCUGCUUCCCCGUCUCGCACUGCUGGCGGAAGAGCGACACAGUCUGUCGCUUCUGUUCCCUCUCUCUCGGCUGCUCGCUGGGCUGCUGCAACCUACGCUGUCGGUCCGCUGCCGUCAUCUCUCUCUCCUUAUCGACAGGUUCCUUCUCCUCUCGGCAUUGCCAGUGCAGAGUUCGCUGUCGGAAAAGGCCAGUCUGAGGAAGCGAAGCCACUGCGAGAGAGGGAUGACGGAGACAGGAACGCGCGCGACGGCUCGGAGUCCCCUGGGGGCGAAGAACAGGGCGGGGAAGGAACAACGGCAGGAACCGAACAAGAGAGGAAACUCAAAGAGCUCAAAGAGAGACACCCAGGAGAUGAGAGACACACAGAAACAUGCAAGUGGAUAAGAAGACGCACGAGAGACAGAGAGAGGAAACGAAACCUCGCCAAGAAGAGCGCAGAGCCUCACCUCGAGAAACUGAAAAAGCAGUAA